This is a messenger RNA of Macroventuria anomochaeta, 690 nucleotides long. RefSeq lists its product as uncharacterized. The transcript has 2 exons. Lineage: Eukaryota; Fungi; Ascomycota; Dothideomycetes; Pleosporales; Didymellaceae. The record is from RefSeq and is a predicted model, not a curated record. The coding region runs from base 1 to 690 and encodes 229 amino acids.
AUGAGCGAAUCGAUAGAAACAACACCACCAUAUAAGUCUAGAGAUGCAUUUCUCGCCCACGGCAUAAAUGACAUACUCCUCGAUGCCGCACUCGACUGCUCGAUCUGUCGAGAGCCGCUGGCGGUCGCCUUUGGGCAGGCAGAGACUGCUCCACCACACCUGCCAUCUCCAGCCGUCUCGAGCUUUACUCAUGUCGCCAUAAACGAUGGAAUGACACAAUCGAACACAUGCGACUUCACCAUAACAGCAUCUACCGACGACGACUUAACACCAGAGAAAUCAGUCCGCAUCCUCCCUUGCGCGCACAUCUUCGGGCGCACCUGCCUCUCCGCGUGGUUCACUUCCUCCAAAUCCAACCGCUGUCCCGAAUGCAAUCAAGAGCUUUUCCCUAGCCGGCACAUGAAACUCUUUCUACGCGAACCCACUCGCUCAAUGCGCAUAGAGUUCGUAAAUUGCAUCGAAGAGAUGUGCGGCGACGCCGAAACAGCACAAGAGAUUCGAGAUAGACUAAUGAAGCAGGGCUAUGACGUCGAGUAUCAGUAUGUUGGUGGUGAAGAGGCUGAGGAAGUGGAGAACGAGGAUAUGUUUGAUGAUGAAGACGACGACAGUGAUGAGAUGGAAACCGACGGGUCUGAGGAUGACGACGAGCAGGAACACAACGAAAAUGGCACUCUGGUGAAGGAAGCCUGA